Molecule: messenger RNA, 1096 nt
Organism: Capsella rubella
Lineage: Eukaryota; Viridiplantae; Streptophyta; Magnoliopsida; Brassicales; Brassicaceae
Product: receptor homology region, transmembrane domain- and RING domain-containing protein 1
Exons: 6
Coding region: 102-1073 (323 amino acids)
Molecular function (GO): zinc ion binding
Source: RefSeq, a predicted model, not a curated record
AGGUUUGGGGGGCGGGGGGGGAAGAUAGAGAGAGGGAGAAGGCAAUGCAUUUCGGCUGAAACAGAAAAGGAGCCCAUCCGAUCGACCUUGACGGCGGAGAGAUGAGAGUCAUCGUCGCAACAAGCAGUCUAGUAGUGGCUGCUCCUUUUCUCUUUUCUCUGUUACGACUAUCGCUCGCCACGGUCGUCCUCAAUUCCAUCUCUGCCUCUUUUCCCGAUCUCCCCGCUAAAUUUGAGGGCUCCGUGACCAAAAACGGAAUAUGCGGAGCUCUAUACGUGGCAGAUCCUCUGGACGGCUGCUCACCGCUGGUCCACAACAACUUGACACAAGAGAAGUUCGCCUUGAUUAUACGAGGCGAAUGCUCUUUUGAGGAUAAGCUCCUCCACGCUCAGAAUUCAGGUUUUCGAGCUGUGAUUGUGUAUGACAACAUUGACAACCAAGAUCUCGUCGUUAUGAAGGUGAACCCUCAGGACAUUACAGUUGAUGCAGUCUUCGUUUCAAAUGUCGCCGGUGAGAUCUUGAGCAAGUAUGCCAGAGGCCGAGAUGGUGAAUGCUGCCUUUAUCCGCCUAGCAAAGGGAGCGCUUGGACUGUCCUGGCCAUCUCUUUCUUCUCUCUCCUUCUUAUCCUCACUUUCCUUUUGCUUGCCUUCUUUGCUCCCAGACACUGGACCCAAUGGCGAGGGAGCCACUUCCGGACCAUCCGGGUUGAUGCAAAGCUCGUCCAUUCUCUCCCCUCCUUCCCCUUCACUGAUUCUUCUCACCACAAGGCCGGUGACACUUGCCCAAUAUGUCUCGAGGAUUAUACAUCUGGAGAAACCCUCAGACUUCUCCCAUGCCAACAUGCUUUUCACUUGAGUUGCAUCGACUCUUGGCUGACAAAAUGGGGUACAUCUUGCCCUGUGUGCAAGCAUGAUAUAAGAUCCGAUACUUUGUCUUCUGAGGUACAUAAACGAGAGUGUCCGAGAACAGAUACAAGUACGAGUCGGUUUACCUUUGCUCAAUCCAGUCAAGGUAGAGAAGAAGAUGUCUCAAACAAUCUCCAGCCCAAAGGUAGAACAAGUUGUAAGUGUUGAUGUGAGCCAAGCCAAGGCUCUCC